Vicia villosa (hairy vetch) is the source of this 1565-nucleotide messenger RNA. RefSeq lists its product as uncharacterized. Gene Ontology annotation, molecular function: metal ion binding. The record is from RefSeq and is a predicted model, not a curated record. The transcript has 3 exons. Bases 615 to 1499 code for a protein of 294 amino acids. NCBI's taxonomy places the organism in Eukaryota, Viridiplantae, Streptophyta, Magnoliopsida, Fabales, Fabaceae.
UUUGUACAAUAAGUUGGAAAUUAUAUAUUGAACUUUUCAAUAUUUGAGCUUUUAAUUUUACUUUUUUUUAUAUUCGAGUUUUUGUCUUUAAAUCAUCAACACUUUUGAAAAAAGGUAUAUCCAUGUCAGUGUCGAUGUCUGAAACUGAAUCUGACACUUGUGAUUACGAUUAAUUUUUUUUUCAAAUUAUUACUGAUGCUGAAAUGUCAUUGUCGUGUUUCAGUGUCUACUUUUAUAUAUUUAUAUACUCUAAUUACAUACAGUACAUAUCAUGUUAUGCAUACUCUAACUACAUGCACAGUAGUACAAAUCAUGAUCAUUCAUGCAACUUCUACCAAAAACUUCUAUGUCAAAAUAAGGUGCAUCUUAACAUUAUGAAACAUUAUGAACUAUAUAUGUAAAGAUGUCAAGCUAAAGUAAGGUAUAUAUACAUGUCUCUCUCUGCCCUUCCACCGAUACCUUUUUUGUGUUUUUCACAUAUCUUGCCUUUUACAUAUUCCUUACAUAUUUCUUACAUGUUUCUAAUGUAUUCCAUUCAAAUAUUCUUCAUUCAUAAUCUACUUCCUUAUUAAUAAAAGCAACAUUUCUUGAUUUUUCUAACUUUACAGCUCUCCAUGGUUAAGGAGUCACAGCAUCAAAUGCAGACAUCUCGGAUCACGCAUAUACAAGUUCGAGUUGAUUGUAACGGAUGCGCGCAGAAGAUCAAGAAAGCACUCAAUGACAUCAAUGGUAUACAUGAUCUUCGUAUCGACUUGGAUCGACAAAGGCUAACGAUUAUUGGAUGGGCUGAUCCAGAAAAAAUUGUCAAAGCAAUUAAGAACAAGACAAGGAAGAAUGCCACCAUUAUUUGUUCCAAUGUUGAAAAAUCUUCAUCUAAAGCAACAAAACCAAAACCAAAAGAAAAUGCACCAGACCUAGAUGCAACAACACAGCCGAUUCCAAAGGAAGCUCCGCAAGCUCGCAGAACCAUCUUAACAGAACCAAUGCUUGAGGCAACAAGACCAACAUCACCAACACCUACAUGGUACAAUGCAAGACAACAAUGGCAGAUCAUUCCAGAAACUGAAGAUGUAGAACAGGUUCAUAUGACACACCAGCAUCAACCUACAUGGGACAGUGCAAGACAACAGAGGCCGAACAAUCCAAGAAAUGAAGAUGUUGAACAGGUUCAUAUGACACACCAUCAUCAACCUACAUGGCUUAACUAUGUCAACAGGUUCAGUUCUUGCAACAACUAUGUUGAACAGAGAGACAGACCAUGCGAUAACGAACCUGCAUUUCAACAAGAGCCAUCCCGAUUCCAACCAGUGAAUGUCACACAUAGUUAUAAUACAUACAUGCCAUCGUCUUAUGUUACUGAAUAUGAAUGUGUGAGAUCACCAUCAUGGCACACACAAUACAACUUUAUGGAACACUACAUUGGAGAUUACAGUAACAACCAUGUAGACAUAGCAGCCAUGUUCAGCGAUGACAAUCCAAAUGCAUGUAUAAUAGUCUAGUAUAGGGUGUUAGACGUAGAGAAGAGAGACACUACAUGAAAAGUAAAGGCUUAAUUUGCUUUCCAA